AAGAGUUGGAACCAACCAAAGUGCAUAUCACAAUGCAAUCUUUACUGUCUUAAGUCCAUAGUUCCAUUAAUAAUAUUUUGUCUCCAUCCCCAAACAUUCAUUUUCUUCCACUUACAUAAACAAGAAGAAUUGAAGAACAAUCAAAAGUAUCAUGGCUAGGCUAUGUCACUCUUCUUUCUUAAUCACAACACUAUUACUCCAGUUUUUCAGCUUCUGCAUUUCUUGGCAUGAGCAAGUAGUACCAACACCCCCAUUACCAAUUCUCCCACUACCAACAUUUUCCCAGUUGAAAUGGCAACAAAGGGAGAUCAUAAUGUUCCUUCAUUUUGGUGUCAACACAUUCUCAGACAGAGAAUGGGGCACAGGCCAUGAAAGCCCAGCAAUUUUCAACCCAACGGGCCUCAGCACAGCCCAGUGGGCCAAUGUGGCAGCAGAGGCAGGAAUUUCACUAAUGAUAUUAACUGCAAAACACCAUGAUGGGUUCUGCCUCUGGCCUUCUAAGUACACCAAACAUUCAGUCAUUAGCAGCCCUUGGCAAGGUGGUAAAGGCGAUGUUGUUGGAGAGUUUGUGAAUGCAGCUUCUGCACAAGGAAUAGAUGUAGGGAUCUAUCUUUCACCAUGGGAUAGGCAUGAUUCUAGAUAUGGGCAUGAUUUGCUUUACAAUGAAUACUACAUGGCUCAAUUGCAAGAGCUUCUCAACAAAUAUCAAAAUGUAAGGGAGAUUUGGUUUGAUGGUGCAAAGGAUCCCAAGGCACAAAAUGUAUCAUAUUAUUUUUCAGAUUGGUUCUCUAUGGUAAAGGAGUUGCAGAGUUCCAUCAAUAUCUUCUCCGAUGCUGGUCCUGAUGUUAGGUGGGUGGGAGAUGAAACAGGGUCUGCAGGGUACACGUGUUGGUCUACCAUUAAUCGAACCUCACUAGCAAUUGGAAGUCCAAACAUUUCAAAGUAUCUAAGUACUGGUGAUCCAAGAGGGACAGAUUGGCUACCAGCAGAAUGUGAUGUUUCAAUAAGAAAAGGAUGGUUUUGGCACAAGUCAGAAUCACCAAGAAAGCUAAGUGAGCUACUUGAUAUUUAUUACAAUUCAGUUGGGAGGAAUUGUGUGUUACUUCUCAACGUACCUCCCAAUACAACUGGUCUUAUAUCUGACACUGAUGCUCAUAGAUUGAAAGAAUUAAGAAGUGCAAUUAACACAAUAUUUCACAAGAAUCUAGCUGAAGAUUGUUAUGUUAAAGUUAGUAGCCAGAGAGGAGGAAAUGAGGGAGGGUUUGGACCAGAAAACAUGCUAGACAGUGAUCACUUGUGGUCCUACUGGGCCCCAAGGGAAGAAGAAGAAGGUGAAAAUAAUGACCAUUGGAUUGAAAUUUGGGGCAAGGAUGGGAGUUUGAGAUUCAAUGUGAUUAGAAUACAAGAAGCAAUUGGACUUGGUCAAAGGAUCAAGCGGCAUGAAAUUUAUGUGGAUGGUAAGCUGAUCAUCAAAGGGACAACAGUGGGUUAUAAGAGGCUUCACAGGCUUGAUGGAGAUGUGAAUGCUCAGGUUGUGAGGAUCAGAAUUAAAAAGGCAAGAGCAGUGCCUCUUAUUUCUUCUAUUGGUCUGCAUUUUGAUCCUUACUGGCACUCAAGUUUUACUGUGACAUGAAGAGCUAAAUUUGAGAAAAGGAUCAUAACUUGCAUAAAAGAAACCUAUCACAUAAAGAAUAUUGUAAUCUUGUUCUGUGUUGUAAAGAACAAAGUAUUCAUUUAGGUGAUAAUUUCAUGCUUUUCAAUGUGUUAAA
Messenger RNA from Lotus japonicus, 1769 nucleotides. Its product is annotated as alpha-L-fucosidase 1-like. Gene Ontology annotation, biological process: fucose metabolic process; glycoside catabolic process. The record is from RefSeq and is a predicted model, not a curated record. The transcript is spliced from 3 exons. The coding region runs from base 152 to 1633 and encodes 493 amino acids. Gene Ontology annotation, cellular component: lysosome. Lineage: Eukaryota; Viridiplantae; Streptophyta; Magnoliopsida; Fabales; Fabaceae. Gene Ontology annotation, molecular function: alpha-L-fucosidase activity.